AUGAGUACGAAACAGACGUCGUUAGAAAGUUUCCUUGGGAAAAAGAAAAGGCCCAGUGAAGAGACAGAAGAAAAGCCUUCAACAUCAAAGAAACAUGUAACUUUUAACAGACAAUACCAUGAGUCCUACUUGAAAUAUAGAUUUAUCGGGACAGACAAGCCCCUGGAGUAUUUUAAAAGAAAAAAACGGGAACAAGAAGGAGAGAAGAAAUUUAUGAGGGCCACCACAUCAAUAAAGGAGAAUGCACUGAGAGCAUCAUAUUUGGUGGCUAACCGUAUUGCUAAGGCUAAAAAGCCAUUCACUGUCGGUGAAGAAUUGAUCUUGCCCUCCACUAAAGACAUUUGCCGUGAACUUCUAGGAGAGGCUGCUGUGGAAAAGAUAGCACAUGUGCCUUUGUCGGCUAGCACUGUGACUAGGCGCAUUGAGGAAAUAGCCGAAGACAUUGAGACACAAUUGUUGGAGAGGAUUAAUACAUCACCGUGGUACGCACUCCAGGUUGAUGAAUCUACAGAUAUCGACAACAAGGCAAUACUACUUGUUUAUGUGCGAUAUCUAUAUCAGGAGGAUGUGCAUGAGGAUUUGUUAUGUGCACUAUCUUUGCCAACCCACACCACAAGAGCAGAACUGUUCAAGUCACUGGAUGGUUAUAUAUCAGAACAACUAAAAUGGUCCUUUUGUGUCGGCAUAUGCACAGACGGAGCUGCUGCCAUGACCGGACGACUGUCUGGUUUAACUGCUCGGAUUAAGGAGGUUGCACCUGAGAGUGAAUCUACGCAUUGUCUCAUUCACAGGGAAAUGCUGGCGAGCCGAAAAAUGUCACCGGAAUUUAACAGCGUAUUGAUUGAUGUCGUUAAAGUUAUUAACCACAUCAAAGCACACACCCUUAACUCGCGCCUGUUUGAGCAGCUUUGUGAGGAGAUGGACGCAGAGUACAGAUGCCCACUCUUAUACACAAAAAUAAGAUGGUUAUCCAGAGGAAAAUCGCUAAUCAGAGUAUUUGAAUUACGAGAGCCAUUGCAAAGAUUUCUCUCAGAAAAGAAGUCACCGCUGGCAGCACAUUUCAGUGACAAGGGAUGGGUCGCAAAACUGGCUUACCUGUGUGACAUAUUCAGCCUGCUCAAUGAACUCAAUCUGUGCCUUCAGGGGAAAAUGACAACUGUUUUCAAGUUGGCAGACAAAGCGAGACUGAGCCUGAACAUUCAUUCUCCCAGUUGGUGCACGAUCACCUGUCUGCUUUUAAAAGAGUUCGAGCGCUACUUCCCAACCACAAAAGACCCACGAACUGGUAAGGAAUGGAUCCGCGACCCAUUCGUCAACAAAUCAGACGAAUCUAGUAUGUCUGUGCAAGAAGAAGAUCAACUGCUGGAGAUUGCAAAUGACGGCGGCCUUAAAACUACGUUCGAGACAACAACUCUGCCGGUGUUCUGGAUUAAAUUCAUGGCGGAAUAUCCUGAGAUUGCCACCACAGCACUUAACUCCCUAUUGCCAUUUCCGACAACCUAUCUGUGUGAAGCGGGGUUUUCUGCAGUGACAGCAACCAAAACAAAACAACGGAAUAAACUGGACAUAAGCAACACACUUUGGGUGUCAUUGUCUCCUAUUACUCCCAGAUGGAACCGUCUCGCUGCAAAGAAAUAA
Dufourea novaeangliae is the source of this 1638-nucleotide messenger RNA. Its product is annotated as SCAN domain-containing protein 3-like. NCBI's taxonomy places the organism in Eukaryota, Metazoa, Arthropoda, Insecta, Hymenoptera, Halictidae. The record is from RefSeq and is a predicted model, not a curated record. The transcript is spliced from 3 exons. Bases 1 to 1638 code for a protein of 545 amino acids.